Molecule: messenger RNA, 1839 nt
Organism: Brenthis ino (lesser marbled fritillary)
Lineage: Eukaryota; Metazoa; Arthropoda; Insecta; Lepidoptera; Nymphalidae
Source: the annotation of a GenBank genome assembly
AUGAAGUGGUUAGUGUUAGCAGGCUUUAUCGUGUACUUAGCGACGUAUAGUGAAGGCAGCGCGUUAAGGUGCAAACCAGGGACAAAGAAUGCUUGCCAAACAAAUGGAACAAUAAAAGAUGUAACAGAAACUCUCUACUCUAAAGUUAGAAGACAUAAUGAUACAAGGGAAGCUGUGUGUCUUGCCGGUAGCGAGUGGACAAGUAAAUGUCAAAGAUGUCGGUGUACAGACAAAGGUCAGCCAGAGUGUACGAAAUUGGAUGACUGUCAAAAUGAUGAACAUGGGGGACCCAUGAUCUGCAAACCGCUUACAGAAUUUUAUAGGGACUGCAAUGUAUGCAUAUGUCUGAAUAAUGGUCUAGACAUAAGCUGCACGCAACAAGAAUGCUCGACCAAAAAGGUUUUACCUGAUGGUAAAGAUUGUCAAGUGGGUUCACGUUGGCGGAGUAAAUGCAACGAAUGCUCGUGCGAGGAUGGGUUGCCCGCUUGCACGGAAAUGGCCUGUCCUGGAGGAGAGGAUGAGCCAGAACUAAUGUGCAAGCCCGGUACGGAGUGGAAGAUUGACUGUAACACUUGCACGUGUUUACCGAACGGUCGGGCGCUGUGUUCGAGGUUAGGCUGUGGUUUGCAUGACGCUUCAGAUUUCAAACCUGAUGAUGGCGUUGAUGACAAAUUAGAAAUGGAAAACGUGUUCUGGAAUGAUCAUAAUAGAGUUAAAAGAUCUCGUGUUUGUAAACCGAAUAACGUAUAUAAAGUAGAUUGCAAUUCUUGCAAAUGUGCUCCAGAUGCGCAGAGUUACACUUGUACUUUGAAUGAGUGUUUGGAAGAAGAGGAUAAAAAUGCCAACGCUGGGCGCAAUAUUAAUAAGGACGUUGAAGUUUUUAUGGAGAGUAAGGCCCCAGAUCACAUAGAGCGGAAUUCUGAGCAAGUGUGCAAGCCACGAGGGACUUUCCGCAUCAGAUGUAACAUUUGCCUGUGUACGGUCGACGGCACCGACUUCUCUUGCACUAACAAACCUUGUCCAUUACCUGCUGACGUUGAAAUAUUCCGUGAAUUGAAAGUCUUGAGGACAUCUCCAAUUAAAAAGACUGUAGUUUGUACAGCUAAUAGAAUGUUCAUCAAAGAUUGUAACACUUGCUGGUGUAAUGAAGACGGUACCAGCUAUUUUUGUACAAGACGAGUUUGCAGUGCAGAUGUAAUCGAAGAUAUAGAAGACAAGCCUGAGAACCUUCAAGAGAUUAAGCGUAAAUGUCGACCAGAUGAAGUUUUUGAAUUGGAAUGUAACAUGUGUCGAUGUGCCACAGAUGGGAUGUCGUUCUCUUGUACUCGUAGGGCUUGUAUUCCUGAAGAUGACGGAAAGAACGUGUCCUUAACCAGAAAAAUUCGAGCAACCUCGCAGGAGACGCUGAAGGCCUGCACACCGGGACAGGAGUUCAGGAUGGACUGCAACAUGUGUCUGUGUAACAACGAGGGGCAAGACUUUUCCUGCACGCGAAAUGAUUGCUCGGCUCAGAAUAAUAAUAGAAAUUCUGGAACUAGGGCUAAAAGAGAAGUCGCUACUCAAGUGAAAACUGAUUGUGAGCCGGGCAGCGUGUUCAGUCAGGGCUGCAACACGUGUCAAUGCACGGCAGAUGGAAACCACGCUACAUGUACUAUAAAACGCUGUAAAGUGGACAACCCUAAUGAAAACGAUAUUGAUCUAUCAGAAUCGGACCCAAGCUUCCGUUGCAACCCUGGAGAGCAAUUUAAGAAAGGGUGCAACGACUGCACUUGUUCAGCCGAUGGCAAAAGCGUGUUCUGCACUUUACGUCUCUGCGACCAAGACAUUACGCCGACAAUC